GCCGAUUCGAAGACAGUCUCCGCUGUCGGUCAAACGCGCUCAAACACUCUAGUCUGGUCACGGCAGUUUCCUUACCGGAUUUUAACGCCAUGGAAUUUAAGUUCAGAGCGGUCGACGAUAGGCCGCCACCGUAUAUGUCGCCGUCCGCCACCCUCGGCUACCUCCCCGAUCUGGCAUUCCGAGGAUACUCACAUGGUUUCGACAAUGUGCAAAUUCCGAUUGACAGCCGCGAGGCGAUCUAUCUGCGCGAGAUGGAGAAGCAGCGGAUUAGAGAAGAUAUCAUUGCGGAGGAAAUUACUCGACGCAGAGUUCUAGAAGCCGAGGUGAGGAGAGAGCUGAUGGUUGAGAGAGAGAUGGCGAUGCGUAGAGCUGCGGAGAUGGGGCUACCUUACGAGGAAAGAUUCUCAAUGCAGUCCGACUCCAGACUAUCAUAUAUGCACCACUUUGAUAAUCGGUGGUUCGAGGACCAGCGAGCGUAUGCGAGCCGAUGUGGCCUUGAAUGUAGUCACGAUCUGUUGCCGCAGCCAGAAGUACCUCUGCGAAUGCCAAAGCUUCCAUGUGAUGAGGUCAGGGCUUCAAGGGGUAAGAAGGACAAAUUUAUAAUGCUGGCUAGGCCUGAUCCAAAUCUUGCUGGGAAAAAACGGAAAAUGCCACCAGAAUCAGGUGUGCUUACACUUCCUUUGACGAGUUUGAAGAAACCCAAGGAGGAGUGGAGUUGUGCCCUCUGUCAGGUCAGUGCCACAAGUGAGAAAGGUUUGAACGAGCACCUUCAAGGCAGGAAGCACAAGGCCAAGGAAGAAGAACUAAGAGCUCAGAGGAUUGCUAAAAUUUCUCAAACUAGACCAUUUCCAAAGAAAACUGGAAAAGAUUCCUGGGUAGCAAAGACCUCUGUCUCUGCAAGCUCAGAAACGGAAAGAGUAGAAAAGAAAUCAUCUGGAAUUAAGAAAACUGGGAAUGAAUCCAACCAGAAAAUGGAGUUAAAGAAUAAAGAUCUUGAGCUGCCCUUGAAGAAAAACCGGGGUGCAGAAAAUUUUGAGAACAGAAACAAGGAGCCAUUGAGGAUGGCACCAGAAUUCAAGAAGAAAAAGAGGAACAAUUGUAAGGAGAAAUUCAAAUUCUGGUGUGAAAUGUGUUCAAUAGGUGCUCAUUCUGAGGUGGUAAUGGAUGCUCAUGUAGAGGGAAAGAAACACAAGAUUAUGCUUGAGAAACUUGACAAAAAUGGCAAAGCUCUCCUUACACCUAUCAGCACCUCCAAUACCAGCACCUCAAUCAUUGAAGAAACUCAAAUGGCAAAAGAUGAGAAUAUGAUUGAGAAUACAGCAAAUAAAAGCACAAAGGAAGACAUUCCAGAUGCAGAUGGAUUAUGUCCCUCUUCUUCGGAGAAAUGGCAACAACACUAAGAAACCUAGUUCUAGAGGCUGCAGAAGGUUGGCUCCAUUCCAGAUUUAAAACUGCAAACUCGAACAGUUUAAAUACUUUGUCAUGCUUCUAUUUGGAUUUGAGACCCUGUAUUUUAGCUGGAAUUUGUAAUUUAAGCAAGCGUGAGCCACCGCUAUAUCCAGAACUGAUCUUUGACAGACCGGGAAAUCGGACAGAAUGAUCAAGUUGAACCAAGUUUUUCUACUGCUUUGAAGUGAUCAAAGUCAAGAACUGAUUUCAGACAGAAUAUUAUAACCUAUGAUGCCUUGAGAAACAAAAUGCUGACCCAAAAACUCAAAAGCAAUUAACAGAUCAUCGUCUC
Molecule: messenger RNA, 1741 nt
Organism: Rubroshorea leprosula
Lineage: Eukaryota; Viridiplantae; Streptophyta; Magnoliopsida; Malvales; Dipterocarpaceae
Source: the annotation of a GenBank genome assembly